Molecule: messenger RNA, 4236 nt
Organism: Haliotis rubra (blacklip abalone)
Lineage: Eukaryota; Metazoa; Mollusca; Gastropoda; Lepetellida; Haliotidae
Product: E3 ubiquitin-protein ligase ZNRF3-like
Biological process (GO): ubiquitin-dependent protein catabolic process
Molecular function (GO): ubiquitin protein ligase activity
Source: RefSeq, a predicted model, not a curated record
AGUGGCGAGAGAGGGUGCGGGUGUGUGUAUGUCGAUAGGAGACCCAGGGAAGCGAUGUCCCGCGUCCUAAACUCCGGAGACUUUCCGGGAAGAUGAAUCUGGUUGUCUUGUUGUUGUGUGUGUUAGAGGCAUCGCGUGGAAUGACACAAAACACUGGAAUUCUGGAGAUAGUACUGUUCAAUUCUGUGGAAAAUGGCGAUUACAAGACAAGAUCGUACCGACUAAAUGGAGAAUUCUCAGCUGCAGGUGCCCGAGUCAGCGCCGAAGGACAGCUGAUGCAGCUACAUCCUUUGGGCCUAUGUAAUACGCAGAUCUACGAUGACGUGUACGACUUCGGCUGGGUGGGCGUGGUGAAACUGGAGGAGCAUGAGCCAAUCAAAUGUCUCUCCGUUGUGGGCAAGGCACGACGGGCCAUACAGCGGGGAGCUACAGCUGUCAUCUUCGACGUCUCCGACAGUCCCGAUGCUGCUGUUGAGCUCGAGAGUGUGGUUGAGCCUCUUCAUCGUCCGGUCAUCAUCAUCCGUGGCCGUGAAGCUGCAAAGCUGAUGAACAUUGUGAACACACAGGACCAGGCCCAGCUACGCCUCAUCUACAGUCCCGCUGACAAGGAGGACAGGGGUGUCGAGAUCAGCCGGAAGGACUACUUCAACAUGGGCAUCUUUGUGGCUGUCUUUGUCAUCUUCUCCCUCAUCUGUGUCUGUGUCAUCCUGAAGGUAAGAUGGAGAAACAGGGAACGUCAGCUGUCCAUGACCAAUCUUGCCAAACGAGCUAUUGCCAAGCUAGAGACGAGGAAGUACAUACCGAAGACGACCAAACACAAACAUGUAAACACACCAGACUCCGACUCCAGCCUUCAAAGCUCCGCCUCAGAGAGUUGCGCCAUCUGUCUGGAAGGAUAUCAGGAGGAACAGGUUCUGCGAGUGUUGCCAUGCAACCAUGACUUCCACCGCACGUGCGACCCCUGGCUCCUCAACAAGGGCACCUGUCCUCUGUGUAAGGUCAACAUCACAGCACAAGUUGAACUGCCCCCAAAUGAAGUGUCUGGUAACCAUGACAACAACACUCAGAAUCCAGGCUAUUCCAUCGUCUCCCCAUCUGGUCAGCGCAGCAGCUACAUGCCCCUGCAGUACCUUCCCCGAGACUUUCCCCCAGCGCCAGUUCAUGUCAUCCCAAACCAUCAUCCCCUGUUACAGACCACCUGCCCGUCGUGUGAGGGAACUGUCGGGUCCUCGCAGUCCUCCACCGACUCUUACAUACAGCAAGGUUUCAACACUCACACUGAACACUACUACCAAAACAUAGACUGCAUUCACAGUAUUCCAGAGAGGAGAAUGGUGGUUGGAUCAUAUCGACGUUCGGUCGGACCGUAUUUUCCGUCCCGUCUGUCCGCCACCCAUGUAAUGUCACCGUCUUGCCAAGGUCAGUGUGGGUAUUCUCACCGAGCUGGUCCUCAUCGACAGUUAUUCUUGCCAGUGCCACAAAGUGUCCGACGUGCGUGUGAAAGUGAGGCUGAACGUGAGGCAGUGCGAGCUGCGAGUAUUGUUGCAGUGCGGGGCAGCAGUAGCUCGGAUCCUAACCCGAGCGACACAAGUCUUGAAUGUGAUUGUUGUAAGCAGUCAGCUGGGUCGACUAUGUUUGACAGCAACAGAAGCACGUACGGCAGUUCAGACAAUAAGGACUCAAGUGACGUGAGCAGUUACGAUUCUUACUUCUACCGAGACCACAGUCCCCAAAGCAGUGGGGAUGAGAAACAUCAUCUGCCAAAUGAGACAAAGUUACCUUCGGUCCAUGUCCGACCCUCAUGCGGAUUAGGUCGGGGGAGACGGGAAUCAGAUCACCGGGAAGCUGCACAGAGUCAUACGUGUAGGUCACGUGACAAGAACAACCUUGACAUUGUGAAACGAGAAAAAUGUGCUCAGGAACGUGUGUGUGAUACAUGGCAAAAACUUCACAACUCUGCUCCAUGUAAUCACAAAAAGUCGGACACUAGUCAUAUUCUCGCCAACACUCGGCCACACGAGGGAGCUGGAGCAGGGCCCUCUGUCUGUCGAAGACAUAAAUCAUCUGUGAUAUCUAUGCAGAGAAGUCGAACCUUCUCAUCUUCUCGGGAUUUUCAGUCAGGGGUCAAGUUCGGUUCAACUCUUGACCCUCAAGUGUGUAUACGACAACAUCGUGUUAGUGCUCCAUCCCAAACGUUUAGAGAUAGUGCAAUUACAUCCUCCUAUACUCGUACACAUAGCGGCGGGAUACACUUCUCCGCUACACGCCGCUAUUCUCUGUGUCUUGACUGCAAGGGAGGUCACCAGGGUCACGUGUCUUUCCGUUCUAGGAAUUCUCAUGCAUUUAACCAGUGGAAUAGCAGCGGGUCACAUGGUGCUAGCAGCCGACCCAAUCGGCUGACAGUGUGUUCAAGCAGUAUCCGUGCAGAGCGCGGCUACUCCAGACUGGUGCGACCGAUGCCGUAUCGGCCAGUGGUAUGCGAGAUGUGUCGCCGGCUCACCCACGUGCCAGUUCCCCGCCGGUCGGUCGUCUUGUACACAGAGCCACAAGGCGCUUUCAUCACAAUCCCUCUUGGCGAGAAAGAAAAGUACGACCCUGAGAAUGGCGUGUAGAGCAGCGGACACUCAUGACAGGGACUUGUUGUUAUUGUUUAUGUUUGUUACCAUGGUUACCUCAUUACCUCAGUCACGUGGUCAGUGUUAGCGCUGCCCCAUACGCAGUGAUUGGGUCAUUUGUUGGUGUAUUUUACAAGAUCGCAUUUACGACGUCACAGGGCACAGAAUGGUGUUGAAGAAAACAGAUAAACAGGAACGUGAUGUUAUUAUUGUCUAUAAAAUGUAAUGACUUUGUGACAGUUCCGAUGUUCUGUUAGUUUAUGUCAAUGUGUGAUAUUGGGUAGUCUCUGUAAUACCCAUAGCUGACUACAGGACUGGCACUGCUAUUCUGUUGGGGGUCAGGUGCAGUCAGGCAGGGAGAUUUUUACAAAGUAAUUAGUUUUUGAAAAUACUGUGAAAAUAUUGUGUUACUUCAGGUUGUUCAAAUAAGGUUUGCUGGAUGUACAGAUAUGAAAUUAUGAAAAAGACUUAAAUUGUUCGUCUCUUCCUCCUGCCUUGAUAUUGCUAAAAGCGGCGUAAAUCUAAACUCACUCACUCAUCUCCUCCUAAUGGAGAAAAAAGUGCAAGUUUUAAAACACCCCUCCUACCAUACUGAAUAUUUAAUGGUUAAAAAUAGCCUGAUGUAACAAGCAGUGGAUGUGACAAAGGAUUUCACAUAUAGGCCAUCUUCAGAUUUGCCAGACAUCACUUUAAUCAGGAUUAGAUUGAAUGAUGAAUGGCACUACCAUUCCUUGUGUCGUCAUGUUCACCUGUCUCUGUUGUGUUCACCUUGAUGUCAAUAUAUUUCUCCAGACAAGGGUUUCACCUGUGUUUAUAUGUGAUAUGUUAAACAAUUUUUUGAUUUCCAGAUGACAUGAAACUGACAGCAGAAACAGUUGUUUCAUUUGUAGAACAACAUGGUUGUUAUGGUGAUGCGUUUACAGAACCUUUUAAGUCAUAAUAACAAUUUUCAGUUUCAAAACCUCAAUACGCCGUCAUGACAAAAAUCAAAUUCUUGAAAAUAAAAAUGUGAUUUCUUGGAAAAAAUGGAAUUAAACACCCAAUACAUUCUACCUCACUAAUAACAAAUAUAGCAUUGUAUGAUUAACUUACAAGGGCCAUUAGGGGAUUAGAAUUAAGAGCUUGUUUUGAAUCUGGGCAUCAUUCUUCAGAGAACAAAAAGUGUAAGCGACUAGGUGAAGGGCAGAGGACGAUUGCCACAGAGAGCUAGGACACCUUCAAGAGAACGGUCCUCCUUGAAUUAGAUUUAUUGCAAUUCCUAAUGAGCAAAUCGGCAUUAUUGAAGUUAAGAAAUAUUGUCUAGUUCUCAGAUCUGAAAUAUGUUUGUUACAGUUUGCUAAACAGUCAGGCAAGGGUUCUGCACUAAGAUCAUGUGUGUGGAAUGUAGUGUAUUUUGUACUUGGAUUGAUAAGGGAAGAAAUCUCUGAUGCAGUGUCGUGUAUGAUGUUUUGUAAUCCAGUUGGAGAUAUGGUGUCCAGCUGGAGGGUAGAUAAACCAAGCGUUUCAUGAGGACAAACACGAAGUACAUGUGGUGCUAAUCUGGAUCACAGGGUUCACAGUGGUAUUGGACCAGGGGAGAUAACUCUCAUAUUUACUUCUCACUCUUGUUGCAGACCUGAAA